GUCAUCUCUAGCCGUGUGAGUGUCCACUGAUACGUUUAACUAGGUAUGUUUAGAGCAGCACAGUCAACAGAACCAGUUAAUAGCCGCUACCUUCAAGAAAAGUGGGAUGCUACAACGUAUACCAUGCAUCGGCAAAGGGUGAGAGCUGCAAGGCCGACGGUAGACACUACGCAGCCAUCGCUCCAUCCUCAUGUUCGCUCCAAAGCGAGAAAACGACAGCUAGACGAAACACGAUUCGCUCAAAUUGAGAAAGACAAUAGAAAACUAUUGGAACACAUGACUCAUAUCAUGAAGAGGAAAGGAAGAAUAGACCAUCAUAACGAUUACUACCACAAAAGCACAAACAGUUGUAAACGACAGAGAGAAUUGGAUAGAAUAGCACAAGAAAAUGAAAAGAUGCUUGGUAGGAUUGCAUCACUGCAACCUGUUUACAGUACAGUAAAAUGGCUUUGUAUACAGGCAGCAGAAAGCAAGGAACAUCAGCAGCAACUGUUUAUCAGUUCCAGAUACUCACGAAAUAGAAGAACCCAGCUUCCUGCUCUGAAUAGAACACCUGCACGUGAAAGAAGAGGACUAUCUUCCAGUUUGGAGCCACAUUUCACAUCACACAGCAGAACAAGCUACACAUCAGAUAAUGAACAUCGACUGAUAACCACAAAGCCUCUCCCAUACAUUGGAGAGACUCCUGAAGAACCAGAAGAGACUGAUAGAGACUAGCCACUUACUCA
Messenger RNA from Corticium candelabrum, 728 nucleotides. RefSeq names its product sperm axonemal maintenance protein CFAP97D1-like. Lineage: Eukaryota; Metazoa; Porifera; Homoscleromorpha; Homosclerophorida; Plakinidae. The transcript is spliced from 8 exons. The coding region runs from base 46 to 717 and encodes 223 amino acids. The record is from RefSeq and is a predicted model, not a curated record.